AUGAGACUAUUCCAAAAUACGCAGGAGUUCAACUAUCCGUGGGAUCAAGUCACGGCAGCAAAUUGGCGAAAGUAUCCGAACGAAGUUUCCACACAUGUAGUUGCUGUGGAUGUGUUAAGAAGGGAACUAGAUGUUAGUGGGACCAGACUUACGAGUGAACGCUUGAUAACGUGCAAACAAUCCAUUCCAAAAUGGCUUUCGACGUUGAUAGGAAGCUCGAACAAGAGUUUUGUGCGGGAAGUCUCGGUGGUGGAUUUGAAUACUAAGACCUUGACUUUGAAAAGCUGCAACCUUACAUGUGCGCAUUUGCUCAAGGUCUAUGAAACGGUCCAAUACAUGCCGCAUCAUUCGGAUUUGAACAAGACGUGUUUUCGGCAGGAGGCGCAAAUAACGGCGUACGCCACGAUCAGCACUUUGUGCAACCGGAUUGAAGAGUGGUCUGUCAAGAGAUUUGGAGAAAACGCUUCUAAGGGCCGUCAGGGUUUCGACUCAGUUCUCCAGAUGCUUAGCACAAACUGGGAACAGCGUGACAAGCUUGUAGACGAGCUGAGCACCAAGGUUGCGGGCACCGUUGACGAAAUUAUCAUUACCACCGACAAUCUAAUCAAAGAAACGGAGCUGAAAUCCACGUCACUGAUUUCGCGUUACUCCAAGCAAAUACAGCGGGCCUUUAACUUUGGCAACUAA
Lachancea meyersii CBS 8951 is the source of this 687-nucleotide messenger RNA. Lineage: Eukaryota; Fungi; Ascomycota; Saccharomycetes; Saccharomycetales; Saccharomycetaceae. The record is from the annotation of a GenBank genome assembly.